Molecule: messenger RNA, 1155 nt
Organism: Fusarium tjaetaba
Lineage: Eukaryota; Fungi; Ascomycota; Sordariomycetes; Hypocreales; Nectriaceae
Exons: 3
Coding region: 1-1155 (384 amino acids)
Source: RefSeq, a predicted model, not a curated record
AUGCAUUUCAUGACUAUAAUCACCGUCUUUACUUCCGCUAUUGCUGCUCUAAGCUUGAAAGGCCGGAGAAAGCCUCGGGUCGAACUGCUCAAGGUCUCUGAAGCCCAGGCAGUUUGUGGGCCGGACACAAGUGUUCGGUGUUGCAAUAACGAGGCUGGCAAUGCGAACAACAACAAUAAACGCGGACUGUUGGGUCUUUUGUCCACGAAUCCGAAGACCUCUGACAACUGUGUCGAUCUCAGCCUGAAUGUUAUAGGAAUUCUUGAUGGCACUCUUGGGCAGAAGUGUAGUGGCAAUGUGGACAUUACCGGCGAUGCACGACCCUCUUUCGACACCUUGCUUUCUCACAUCCCAGGUGUCACGCUCAGCGACAUCUACGGUAGCUUGAGCGACAAGCAACACAACGACAUCCUUGACCAGCUGAUCGACUUCCUUACCCAGCUCCAGGCGCACCCAUGGGAUGGUAUCGGAGGAUUGACCUUCGAUCAUCGAGGCGACGUUCAGCUCGGCCCAGUCGUGGACGAGACAUUCUGGCAGGUCCCAGAUAUUCAAGCGCUUUGGCCUGAAGGGGAGACAGUGGCGACUCUGAACAUCGGAGGGCCAUACGAGACGUACGUCGAAUACAUUAUAGCACACGUCGCAAAGUACAUACGGCUCAUCCAAACCCACGAGAAGCUGGCCUUCAUGCGAGAUAUAAUUCCCCGCCUCGAAGCAUUUGUAGCCGCUCUCCCGAGACACUCCAAGGAGCUGAACAACAUCAAGCUGCGCCUCGCCCACAAAGAUUUGCACUUCGCCAACAUGAUGUACGACCCUUCGACUGGCAAGAUCACUGGUAUUCUCGACUGGGAGUUCGCUGGCGUCGUCCCAAGCCCUUCGUGGAACCCACGACGCUCGUUCCUCUGGAACGGAAUCGACACACCCGAGUCCCUGGCGCAAAAGUACAAGUUGAUGGAAGUCUUCGAGGAGCGUUGCAAGGACAAGGGCUGCACGGUUUUGGAGGAUGCUCAGUUCACUUCAACGCUUCAGGAGCACACGCAAGGUGCAGUCGACUUCUUGCGGGCUAUUGUGGAGGUGUCACCAAGAGGACAGAGGCAGGAUCUCGUGCAGAGUUGGAAGCUCAAAGUGCAGGAAAACAUUUCGUACUUUGAGGCCUAG